Vigna unguiculata (cowpea) is the source of this 930-nucleotide messenger RNA. Its product is annotated as small polypeptide DEVIL 13. NCBI's taxonomy places the organism in Eukaryota, Viridiplantae, Streptophyta, Magnoliopsida, Fabales, Fabaceae. The record is from RefSeq and is a predicted model, not a curated record. Gene Ontology annotation, biological process: negative regulation of cell population proliferation.
UCUUAGGGACAGUGUUUCCUGUAUUAGUUUCAAAACAACUGUAUCAACCAAAAGCACACACUUCCCCUUUCCAAAAACACAUGUCUAACACACAGUGAAAAGUAGGAAUGGAGAGAAAGUGGAGAAAAAACAUGAGACACAGAGAAAGGAAGUGCUAAGAUGUUUGUUUUAGGGGUAUGAGUAUGAUUUAUCAUUCAACAUAUCUUUGUUUUAGGUGACUCAUAUGCAUAGGCAUAUAUUUAAUAUUUAAUUAACUCAUUAUAACAUCGAAUCUCAUCAAGAAUUGUUUAUGAUCUCUCUAGGAACCUUUUUUUUUAUACACUACACAGUCCCACUGCAUCCAACUUUCUUCUCUCCAAUCAAGUAUUCACUUCUUCUCCUCUCUCUCUCUCACACACACACACACUCACACUCACACUCACUGUCAUAGCUAGUUCUAGAUAUUACUGUUGUUUGGUUUUUGAUGGAUGAAAAGUGGAAGCUGUCAAAGAAAGAAGCAGGUUGCAGAAGCCAGAAUAGCACAUCAUCCACCAAGUCAUUGUUCUCAAGGAGUUGUUCAACAAGAGGCUCUUCUUCAAACUCUCCCCUCUUGAGGAGCUUAUCCCAAAAGAGUUCCUCCACUUCAAAAACCACCAUUCCUAGGAGCUUCUCUCAGAAGAACCCCUCCAUUGGUAAAAAAUGCACCAGCUUAGCCAAGGAGCACAAAGCCAGAUUUUACAUCAUGAGGAGGUGUGUAGCCAUGUUAGUUUGCUGGCACAAGCAUGGAGAUUCAUGAAGGAAUCACAGAUCCCUUUUCAGAUUCUUAUGUUAUGCUUAUACCAGCAAAAUGCUGAAGGGAUCUGGUUUUUUUUCUUCUUGGAAUAUAUUCGUUUUGUAAUUACCAAUUGCAUAAGGUGAGUUAUAUGAUUCAUUUACUUGGUGCUUAAAGCA